Molecule: messenger RNA, 1581 nt
Organism: Cadophora gregata
Lineage: Eukaryota; Fungi; Ascomycota; Leotiomycetes; Helotiales; Ploettnerulaceae
Exons: 9
Coding region: 1-1581 (526 amino acids)
Biological process (GO): proteolysis
Molecular function (GO): serine-type carboxypeptidase activity
Source: RefSeq, a predicted model, not a curated record
AUGCGGUCAAAUACAUGCCUUGUUCUACUGGCUUUGGUAUUGUUGGUGGGAGCCCAAAAUCCGCAUCCGGAAGCAGCAAAGUUCAAGCGAUCUGCCAAUAAAUCUCCUCGUGCUAGUGGAGGACUUUUUCUGACCCAGAAGACUUCCAAAUUUGCUGUUAAGGGCAAUGGUUUGCCAGAAGUCGAUUUCGACAUCGGGGAAUCAUACGCUGGUUCCUUACCAAUUGGGCCCCCUACUGCUGCAAAUCCAGAUACUCUCUGGUUUUGGUUUUCUCCAUCAACGAACCCAGCAGCUAAGAAAGAAAUCGUGAUCUGGCUCAGCGGUGGCCCCGGGUGUAGUUCUCUCUCAGGUGUUUUUCAGGAGAGUGGGCCAUUCAUCUGGCAACCUGGGACAUACAAGCCCAUCCCCAAUUCUUACAGUUGGAACAAGCUCACGAAUGUCAUAUACGUUGAUCAACCUGUUGGUACCGGAUUCUCCAGAGGAAACAUCACUGUCAGAGAUGAGAAGGAUGUAGCCAAUCAUUUCAUGGGAUUCUGGAAGAACUUCGUAGAUACCUUUUCCAUACAAGGUUACAAGAUUUUCUUUGGAGGUGAGAGCUAUGCGGGGCAAUACGUGCCAUGGAUAUCUGCAGCAAUGCUAGAUAAUGGUAACAAGACCUAUUUCAAUGUCUCGGGUAUCUAUAUCAGCGACCCUGUAUUCAGCUACCAGGAUGUCUUACAAGAAGUCCCCGUUGUACCUGCACUCGAAAAGUACAACAAUGUUAUGGGCUUGGACGAAAAUACAGUCGCACAGUUCAAAGCAGCAGCAAAUGCUUGUGGAUACACGAGUUAUCACACCCAACACACCUCUAAUUUCCCUCCUAAAGGGCCAAUUCCAGCACCCCCAAACUUGCCUGGCUGUAAGAUUUAUGGAAGUGUGGUUGGAGCCGCUUACUACGCCAAUCCAUGCUUCAACGUAUAUCACCUGACAGAUUUCUGCCCGUAUCUCUGGUCUGAGCUGGGAUACCCAUCCUUUGGAGGCGGUCCCAACGACUAUUUCAAUCGGUCUGAUGUUCAGAAAGCCAUCCAUGCCCCGCGUACGGAAUUCUGGGUAUGUAAACUUAAGCCCAACAUCUUCGAGGGUAAAGUGGAUGGUGAUAAGUCACUUCCCUCUGGACUUGGCCCACUACCAUCCGUGAUCGACCGUACAAAGAACGUCAUUAUAGCACAUGGGCUCCUUGAUUUUUUGCUCUUCGCGGAUGGAUCCCUGAUAACCAUCCAAAACAUGACCUGGGGUGGCCUUCAAGGCUUCCGCACAGCUCCGAGUUCCACGUCCAACUUCUAUGUGCCGGCCAAUCCCAGCAUUAAUACUAUUCUUGGGCUCGUUGCAAAUCCCACUCCAUACCCGCCACCCCAAUAUAACACUGCCGGCCAAGGCCACCAAGGCGUUACACACUCUGAGCGUGGGUUGACUUUCGUGAAAGUCAACCUAGCUGGACAUUUCGUCGCGCAGUAUACGCCGGGAGCUGCUUACAGGCAGCUGGAAUUCCUACUAGGGAGAAUCUCGAGCUUGGAAGAGGUCGGCCCAUACACAACGGGGUAG